AUGAUCACAGGCCCAGGUGGGAAAGCAAAUAGCAUCCUGGAUAUGAUUAUGACAUCUUAUGACUUGGAUGACUCUCAGAAUUGUUUUGAGAUGUUUCCUCAUAUCCUCACAUACCUGCUGUGUCUGGUGUGGCUGUGUUCUGCUCGUCCUCAACCAGCCCCACCACACUCAGUGAGAGUGGAGAAGAACUCACCUGCAGCCGGCUCUCUGUCGGGCCGAGUGGUGCUGCCAUGUCACUUCUCCAUGAUGCCAGAUUCUCCCAGCAGCUUGACAUACACUCCCUCACCCCUGAGAAUCAAGUGGACAAAGCUGGAAGGAGAGGGAGAGAGGGUGGUGCUGGUGGCCCAGGCAGGGUUGGUCAAAGUGGGGCCAGAAUACAAGAGCAGGGUGUCUGUGCCCAGUCACCCGCUGUCAGUCGGGGACGCCUCUCUGAUCAUAGGGAAGCUAAGGGCCAGUGACGCGGGACUGUACCGCUGUGAGGUGAUGCAUGGGAUGGAGGACACUCAGGACACUAUAAGCCUUAAUGUCACUGGUGUCGUGUUCCACUACAGAGCCAACAUCAGCCGCUACACCCUGGAUUUCCCUGGAGCUGUGGAGGCGUGUCAUGCUGUAGAUGCCUCCGUCGCUACACCAGAACAGCUGAAGGCUGCUUUUGAGGACGGCUUGGACCAGUGUGAUGCAGGCUGGGUCGCCGACCAGUCAGUCAGAUAUCCAAUCAACGUGCCCCGUCAUGGCUGUGCAGGUGAUCUGAUGAGCAAGCCAGGAGUGAGAACAUACGGCAUCCGACCCCCCACUGAGAAAUAUGAUGUGUACUGCUUUGUAGACAAAAUUCACGGUGAGGUCUUCUACCCUCCAUCUAUUAGCGUUAAAGUCACCUUGCAGCAGGCAAGAGAGGAGUGUGAGAAACACGAUGCCGUGUUGGCGUCACCUGGUCAGUUGUUUGCAGCCUGGAGGGCGGGGCUGAACAGAUGCGACUACGGUUGGCUGUCUGACGGCAGCGCCCGCUACCCCAUCACCCUCCCCAAGCCUCAGUGUGGAGGGGGCCAGCUGGGCGUUCGCACACUGUACAAGUACGAAAACCAAACUGGCUAUCCAGACCCCUCGGAGAAGCAUGGACUUUUCUGCUUCAAGGCCUAUCUACCAGAGCCGACUACCAUGAGCCCAGCGACGACUCCAGCUGUGACGAAACCUCACGAGCCAACAUACGAUCCCCACACUACAACACUGUGGCCACUCUCAGACCCUGAAAGGGCUGAAAUUCAAACAAGAAGACCAGAGCCGGCUGCAUACUCUCCAACAGAGAGGCCACACACAGCCUCACCAGAUCAACCUGGGGCCCUCCACGCCUCCCCCCACACCACAGCUUCAGUGAACCCCACUCCCAUCUUAGACUACGAUGAUGUUCAAAGUUUCGACAUCAACAAGGUGGAGUCUGUACCAGUUAGAGGAGACGUUGUGGUCCCCAUGGAGCUCCCUCCCUUACCCACCCUCCUCUCCCAGACUGAUCAACUUGACAUCUCCCAAGGGCGGGAGUUGGGGGGCCAGGUGGGGUCAGGCCGAGGUGAGAGCGGGCAGGGAGGCAGCGGUGACGACGGCUCCAGUCGGGCUGAGGCAGGAGCAGUGGUGAGCCCAUCACAGGUGUCGGCAGAAGCUGUAUCAAUACCGAGUGAGCUUCUAGAAACGACCACUGGGCCGGAGCUGAGCGUGGAAACCACAUUGAGACCAUCACAGCUUCCAGAGAUCACCCCACAGCAUGCUGGCCCAGAGGUGCUCUCCCCAGAGGUCGUCAGCCCGGAGCCGGGUCUCCCUGUUGGUAGUGGAGAUGAUGGACGAGAAGAUCCUGCCGUGGUUUUUAAAGAGGACGUCACAACUAGAGCGACGCACACUUUUGACCUUGACCAAUCGCUGUCCAUUCCUGCUGUCAGUGGAGAGUCAUCAGCCAAACCCCCAUUCCAUUUCAUCUUCAUCAAUGUGCACAGCCAGAAUCAGUCAGUUGACCGCAUCCUGGAAUUCUUAAACCAGCCUGGAAACAGCCUCACCGGCUCCGAGUCCCUGUUCCCCCAGAUCACUGACCUUUCACAUAUGACCAGCGAAGCUAUCCAGGGCAGCGGAGACAUAGACUCCCUCGAGCCCUCACCCAUCAACCUGCCUCCAACUGUCAGCUUUUUCAAUGGAAAACACGAGGUUACAUUUGAGCCAGAGCAGCCAGAGGAAGCUAGAGGGGAUCAGUUUGAGACGGCUACUCCUGUUCGAGUAGAAGACAUGGAAGUGGAGGAGAAGGAGGACGGGGAAAGCGUGACUCCUUUUGACUACAGUGUCUUAGAAAUCCAAACAGAGGCGACACCGCUAGAGGAAACCAGUGAUGCAGUCACUCACCCUGCAAAUAUGUAUCCAGAUGUAGUAACAGACUCGGACACUGACGUAUACAAGGUCCCUUAUGUCUUUACAGACCUUGAGAGAGUCCGAACCCAAAAACCAGAACAGACCACCACAACCCCAGACAUGCACCAUGUCUCAUCACCAGCAUCCACCACACUAUCAACACCAGUUCUCUCUGGUGUCUCCCAGCCUGUCAUUGAUGUUGUCUCUGCCUGUGAGGACACGCCGGGUUCUCCAAAAUGUGACACAGACGCUGCCACACAGGAGGGCUCCGCACAUGAUGCUUUGCCCACUCCAGCUGCAGACAGCCAUUUGGGCAUGAUGACCGAUGAGGCCGAAAUUGGGGGAACGGAGUUACCAACUUUAAUCCCAGACGCACAAUCACAAGAAACCACCACACAGACUCAGAAUGAAGACUUUGAAGCAUCUGCCUCCGGAGAAGAUGAAGCCUCAGGACAAGACCCACCGGAGACACUUGGACUUACCAGCACACACCCACCGAUUUAUUCGACCCUUCACACCCAGCAGCCUCAACCUGCAGCAGGCACCGAAGUAACACAAGUCCCUGAAGUUUUACAGGCUGUUGACACAGUUAUAGAAACAGGCUCAGGUGCAGAGCAGCUGUCUGGAGAGAAGGAGGUUUCUGAGGAACAGCACAAUCUGGUUGACCUUCCCAGAGAGGUUGCUGUUACUGUUUUACCAGCUGUGGCGGCUGUUUUAGAGCACACCACUCUCCCUACACACAUGAAGGACACAACCUCUGAAUCAAGCACAUCAAAACCCUUCACACAUCGCUCCUCUGCUGUCACAGACAAUAAGAAACAUCCUGCUGUAACCGCUGUCGCUGCACCCACAACCUCUGAUGGCGAUGACACUUACCCCACCAACCCUUACAGAGACCAGGCUAAACAGUCCACCACAAGUUCCUAUAAGUAUGUAAGCCAGCCAAUGCUGUCCACCACAUUGUACACAUUCGACCAAAGUACCGACUCCGUCCCCCAGUGGGCACUGUUCCCCGACCCAGCUGCCACCCCUCUCCCAGAUGAUGAUUUGGUGGAUUACGACCAGAUUGUCCCUUCUUUGGUGGAGUCGCUGCCUCAGAUUCCAGAAGAGACCAUGGCCACAGGGGAACCACAGGCUGGCACCGAUUCAGUUUACUCUGUGGACGCCAGCACUGUGAAUGUCAGAGAUCUCCUACCGUGCUCAACUGGUGUGUGUCAGAAUGGAGGCUCCUGCUACAAGAGGGGAGCACAAAAUAUCUGCCAGUGUGCACCUGGAUACACUGGGCAGCACUGUGAAACAGAUGUUGACGAGUGUGAGUCGAACCCGUGUCUGAACGGAGCCACCUGUCUGGAUGGAGUCAACUCCUUCACCUGUCUGUGCCUGCCCAGCUACGCAGGAGAGCUCUGUGAACAAGACACUGAGAUGUGUGGAUUUGGUUGGCAGAAGUUCCAGUCCCACUGCUAUAAGUACUUCACACACCGUCGCACCUGGGACGCUGCUGAGAGGGAGUGCCGGUUGCAUGGCGCCCACCUGGCCAGUAUCCUGUCACAGGAGGAACACCUGUUUGUCAAUCGUCUGGGCAGCGAUUACCAGUGGAUUGGCCUUAAUGACAAGAUGUUUGAGAGGGACUUCAGGUGGACUGAUGGCCGGCCAAUGCAAUACGACCACUGGAGGCCGAACCAGCCGGACAGCUUCUUCCAGUCAGGAGAGGACUGUGUGGUGAUGAUUUGGCACGAGGGAGGACAGUGGAACGAUGUGCCCUGCAACUAUCACCUGACUUUCACCUGCAAAAAGGGAACAGUGGCAUGUGGACAGCCUCCUGUGGUGAAAGACACGCGAGUGUUUGGGGCCAUGAAGCCUCGAUAUGAGAUCAACUCCCUGCUACGCUAUCACUGUAAACAGGGAUUCAUCCAGAGACAUGCCCCUACGAUACGCUGCCGUGCAAACGGCCAAUGGGACACGCCCAGAGUCACCUGCACCAGCCCUGCAACUUACCACAAGUCAUUUGCUCCCCGGCACCGGAACAACAACAACAACAGCGAGCAACAAAACAGCCACCAGAACCAUCACAUUCAUCCCAGCAAGACUCAUCAGAAAGAAACUCAAAACCAAGAGCAACAGCAGAGUUACAGCUUCCUGCAGAGCUUCUGGAACCCUUUUCAGAAGCGAGUCCAGGAGCAGCCGAGGGAGAAGAGGGAAGUGCAUGUACAAACACACAGGGAAGAUCAGAUGAGACACUGAUUCGGUUUGGGGCUUUUAUAAAUCAGCUAUGGUGUGGCAGCCAAUCACAGCAGGCCUGCCAUCACGUUGCAGAGUCAUCGAUAGACAGAUAGAGCGGUGUACUGAACUGUCUAUCAAUGGCUCUGAAAAGAACAAGGGGAUGUUGUAUCAGCAAAUUGUCCACAAACACUCCAGGAUCUGAACAGUAACACAAAUGAGAAGUUAGUAUAUUCAGCAAGUUAAAUCAGACUAUAUCACAUCUGCCUAUAAUGCCACAAUGUUCUUAACAGGAAGGUGCUGUAAUCAUGUCACUGUGUGGUUAACUUAAUCGUCAGAUACCACAUAGCUGGUCUGUGAAAUCAGAUUUUUGUUCUGUGUUCACUUUCUCCUGAACCGACAGAGAAUCUGAAAACACUUUGUCAACCCAGUGACAUGUGGGAAAUCUUAGUUAAAAGGUGCACUGUGUUUUUUGUAUUUUUAUGAACCAACAAAGAUAUAUAGCAUAUUUAGAUAUAACAUAUUUACUUUCAUUGUUUCUCAACAAAAAGAGUAUGAACUGUGAGGCCUAAUGCUAUAAACUAGCAGGGAAGGGAAUGGACCUUAACAUUUGUUUUGGCUACUGCUUUGUUAUAUGCAUGACCCCAGACCUUGAACAUUUCUAUAGGCUCACACUUGAGAUGUUUGCUAAUGUUUUCAAAAUUGGGAUAGGUCACAAAAGUCCAUUUUCCAUAAGAUAAUAAGUUAAUAUAUUGUAAUUUUAGCCAUACAAACUUACAGACAAAAUGUCAGUGGUCGAUCUGUAUUGUGGGUAAUGUAGGGGUCAGGUUGUUACCAAGACGAAUAAUACAUUUUAAAUAUUUACUGCAUAUAAAGAUGGACAACACGGAA
This is a messenger RNA of Limanda limanda (common dab), 5490 nucleotides long. Its product is annotated as versican core protein-like. Gene Ontology annotation, molecular function: hyaluronic acid binding; calcium ion binding. Lineage: Eukaryota; Metazoa; Chordata; Actinopteri; Pleuronectiformes; Pleuronectidae. Gene Ontology annotation, biological process: cell adhesion. The record is from RefSeq and is a predicted model, not a curated record. Bases 1 to 4623 code for a protein of 1540 amino acids. The transcript has 17 exons.